Messenger RNA from Penicillium mononematosum, 1311 nucleotides. RefSeq lists its product as uncharacterized. Lineage: Eukaryota; Fungi; Ascomycota; Eurotiomycetes; Eurotiales; Aspergillaceae. The coding region runs from base 1 to 1311 and encodes 436 amino acids. Gene Ontology annotation, biological process: GPI anchor biosynthetic process. The transcript has 2 exons. Gene Ontology annotation, cellular component: Golgi membrane. Gene Ontology annotation, molecular function: glycosyltransferase activity. The record is from RefSeq and is a predicted model, not a curated record.
AUGAAACCAUCAGCUGCUGCAGCAGGCUCCCGUCUGCUCCGGAACUUUCUCUACUUCCUUGCAUUUUUUUCUCUCCUCGCAUUCUACUCGCGCACCAUUUCUUCUCGAGACCCAGGCUCCGUAUUUUUUAAGCCUUGGACUGCAUAUGAUGCCUCUUAUUCUUCAGUGAGAGCGCACGAGGCGGAUUCUUAUAUUGAGUCUGUGAACAAUGCCACAGUGCGGUCUACGCCAAAGGCCUCCUCACAGCCCGGAUUAUGCGUUGGUAUUGCAUCUAUCGCCCGAAAUGGUGUACGAUAUUUCAAAACUGCCGUAGGAACAGUCCUGGAAGGUUUAAGUGAAGAAGAGCGCGCCGACAUCCAUCUUAUAUUGUUCAUUGCACACACGGAUCCCUCUCAGCAUCCAGCAUACUCAGAGCCUUGGCUUCAUAAACUGCCGGACCAAGUGUUGCUAUACGACCCCGCAGAAGUAGAUAUUGAUCACAUUCGAUCCCUCGAGACAGACACGGCGAAAGUUUCCGGGCGUGAAAAGGCUCUCUUUGAUUACACAUAUCUGCUGAAAGCAUGUGAGGCAGUCAAUACCCCGUAUACUGUCAUGCUCGAGGACGAUGUCUUUGCUCUGGAUGGAUGGUACCAUCGUACGCUAAAAGCUUUGGCGUCUGCAGAGAAGCAGACCAAGGAGAUCGGAGCAUCGAACUGGCUCUAUCUCCGUCUCUUUUACACCGAAGAACUGCUCGGCUGGAACUCAGAAGAAUGGCCAACCUAUCUUUUCUACUCGAUCCUUACUGUCCUAUUGGUCGCUUGUACUUGCUUAGGCGUCAGACGAUACGAGCCUCGAUUAGCAUCGCACCUCUCCAACGAAACCAUCCUCCUCCUCAGCGGCGUCUGCGCACCUCUCCUCAUCGGGCUUUUCUUUGCUACCGGUCGCGCCACAAUGAUGCCGAUACCAGACGGUGUUCAUCAAAUGCCCCAGUUUGGCUGCUGCUCGCAAGCCUUUGUCUUUCCACGCUCGCGGAUCCCAGACCUUACCGAACUAUACGAAAGAAAGCGCCUGGGGUAUGUCGAUAUGCUUACGGAGGAAUUUGCAAAUGAGAACGGGGAGAUCCGAUGGGCAGUCACUCCUGUCGUGAUGCAGCAUGCUGGGAGAAGAAGCUCCAAGGGAAUGAAUAAUGAUCCAUAUACACCACUCAAGCAUAAAAAUAAGGCCGAGUUGACAGAGGUUGAGAAGCUCUGGAACUUCAGGUUUGAGACACAGGAUGCGGAGACAUUGCGAGAGGAACAUGUCCUUGUCAAUGACCACGUUCUUGGUUAUUGA